UUAAAUAGACGUCGUCGUUUGGUUAGCUGCACUCGAUGUCCUUCGCUUUUACCAAGCCGAAAACAUUAGAAAAAAGAGAGUCACCGAACCCCUCUGAGGAUUCUUGAUUUUUAUUUUUCAAAGCUAAAGAUUGGAAAAAAAUGUUGGAGAAGAUCGGAUUACCUUCAAAACCAUCACUGAGAGGGAAUAUUUGGGUAGUUGAUGCUUCUCAUUGUCAAGCAUGUUCUUCUCAGUUCACUUUCAUCAAUCGCAAGCAUCAUUGCCGGAGGUGCGGGGGCAUUUUUUGUAAUAGCUGUACCCAGCAAAGAAUGGUGCUACGCGGACAAGGUGAUUCACCGGUGCGUAUAUGUGAACCAUGCAAAAGAUUAGAAGAGGCUGCACGUUUUGAAAUGCGAUAUGGUCACAAAAAUAGAGCAUCAAAAGGGGCCUCAAGACUUCCAUCAAAGAGUGAGGAUGAAGUUUUAAAUGAGCUUCUGGGUAAAGAAAGGACCUCAGAUGUUCUUUCCUGUGAUCAAGACUCAGCAAGCACUUCAUCAGGUUCAAAUGUUCAAGAUGAGGCUGGAGAUGGAAGCAUUAAUCAGACUGAACAGCAGGCUGAGAUGGGAUCCACUACUCCUGAAGAAUUACGUCAGCAAGCCAUGGAAGAAAAAAAGAAUCAUCGAACUCUAAAAGCUGCAGGUAAACCUGAAGAAGCUCUAAGGGCUUUUAAGAGAGGCAAAGAACUUGAAAGGCAGGCUGCUGCUUUGGAGAUCUCUCUGAGGAAAAAUCGUAAAAGAGCAUUGUCUUCCAGUAACGUCACUGAGGUCCAGCAAGAUAAUGAUGAUGGCAAAGCGUCUGGGCGGAAAACUAAGCUUUGUCCUCAAAUUACCAAAGAGAAGGAUGAUCUUGCGUCUGAACUCAGAGAACUGGGAUGGUCAGAUAUGGAUCUUCGUACUGCUGACAAAAAGCCAGCAACGAUGAGCCUUGAGGGUGAACUUUCCGCACUUCUUGGAGAAGUUUCUGGAAAGACCAUUACUGAAAAGAAAAUUCAUGGAACUGACAAGUCACAGGUCAUUGCUCAUAAGAAAAAAGCACUCCAGUUGAAGCGGGAAGGAAAACUUGCUGAAGCCAAAGAAGAAUUGAAGAAGGCUAAAAUUCUUGAAAAGCAAAUAGAAGAGCAGGAACUGUUGGGUGGUGAUGAAGAUUCUGAUGAUGAGCUUUCCUCUUUAAUACGUGGCCUGGAUGCUGAUAAAUUUGAUGAUUUAUCUGCUAGAUAUAAACCAGAUUCUAGUCAUGAUUUUGACAACCAUCUGGGAAUUACUGAUGAUCUUGGAGAUGGUAAUUUUGAAGUAACUGAUGAUGACAUGUAUGACCCAGAAAUAGCAGCUGCCUUGAAGUCAAUGGGCUGGACUGAAGAUGCCGCUGAAUCUGAAGUUUCAGAAAAGCAAAUCCAGCCGGUUGAUAGGGAAGUGUUACUAAGUGAAAUUCAGUCACUGAAAAGAGAAGCCCUUAGCCAGAAAAGGGCUGGUAAUACUAAGGAGGCAAUGGAACUUUUAAAGAGGGCAAAAACACUGGAGACUGAGGUUGAAGAACAACUAAAUAAUGGUGAAGAGGAUGUUAGAAAGUUCGUUGAAAGGAAGGAUAAAGAACACAAAGUAGCACCAAAGAGUAAGUCAGUGAUCCAGAGAGAGCUUCUUGGUAUUAAAAAGAAGGCUCUUGCUUUAAGAAGGGAAGGAAGGUUGGAUGAGGCUGAAGAAGAAUUGGAAAAAGGCAAGAUUCUUGAGAAGCAACUUGAAGAUAUUGAUAAUCCACCAAAAUUCGUGCAGCCUGUUGCUGGGAAUAAGCUGGAUGAAAGUAUUGCAGAUAUUGAUGCUGGAGAUGAAGAGGCAGAGGUUACAGAUCAAGACCUCCAUGACCCAACUUAUCUUUCACUGCUUAAUAAUUUGGGCUGGCAGGAUGAUGAAAAAGCUAAUGGUCCAUCUGCGUCAUUUCAAGGGGAAAAUAAUGUUUCUCAUCUUAGUGAGUCCCUAACUAAGGAAGCUACGAGUAACAUCCAACCUCGAGCAUCUAGAAAGAGUAAAGGUGAAAUCCAGAGGGAACUUCUGGGCUUGAAACGAAAGGUCCUCACAUUGAGACGCCAAGGAGAGAUUGAGGAGGCAGAGGAAGUGAUGAAAGCGGCUAAAGUGUUAGAAGAGCAAUUGGCUGAAAUUGAAGAAUCUAUGUCUAACAGGGUUCCAACUGAGUCAAAUGAGCAGAAAGAACGUGAAGCUAUUGGUUCUCCCCUUGAGAACCCACAGCUUCCUCCAUCUGAUUUGCGAAAGAGCCCAAUUGAGGACAUGGCAAACAAAGCCACUCUUACUCAUGAUAAACCAAAAGAGGUCACUCAAUCAGAUGGGAAACCAAGCAUCUCCGAGUCAAAAACUGCCCAGGAAGCUAAUUCGCAGCUUGAUCAAGAUUCCCUUCGUCAAGAUAUACUGGCUCGCAAGAGGAAAGCAGUUGCCUUGAAGCGAGAAGGGAAAGUGGCAGAAGCCAAGGAGGAACUUCGACAGGCAAAACUUUUAGAGAAGCGCCUUGAGGAGGAAAAGACUCCGGGUACCAGUAGUACCACAGUCUCGGCACAUCCUAAUACCCCGCAUGUUGGACAAAAGGAAGUUAGUCCGCACAAAGUUCCAAAUAUAUCUCAAGUUGGACAGAAAGAAGUAAGUCCAAGCUCAGGUCCAAAGCCAUUGUCUGGACGUGAUCGGUUUAAGUUGCAGCAGCAGUCUCUCAGCCACAAACGACAAGCACUUAAGUUGCGAAGGGAAGGUAGGACCGAAGAAGCUGAUGCUGAAUUUGAAUUGGCAAAAGCUAUUGAGAGCCAGUUGGAAGAUGCGUCUUCGCAAGAUACAACGAUGUCUUCUGACCCCACAGCUGAAUCAGCAGAGGAUGUGAGUGUUGAGGAUUUUCUUGAUCCUCAGCUUUUCUCUGCUUUAAAAGCAAUUGGAAUUGCAGAUACCACUAUUGUAUCCCGAGGCCCUGAACGACAGGAAACAAAAAAACCUAUAACUGGCAAUACUGAUAAGACUAGCACUAUUGCCUCUCCAAUUGUUCAAAGACCAGAGCCAAAACUAUCUGAAGCAGGUAUAUCUGACGAGUCUUCCAAUGAGAGAAAACAUUUGGAAGAGCGGAUAAAGGCAGAGAAAGUAAAGGCGUUAAACUUGAAACGUUCUGGAAAGCAGGCAGAGGCCUUGGACGCCCUUCGGCGGGCUAAGAUGUUUGAAAAGAAGUUGAACGCUUUAGCUUCAUAACAAUGAAGCUGGUACAUUGUGUUUGUUUGGACAGGAUUUUUACACGGUAUAAACCAAUAAUAAGCAUGACAGGACUUGGGAUGAUGGACUAGGUACUUGCCUCAUGUAUGCUGGUUAAGUCAUUCCAAUAGAUGAGCUCAACAAGUGAAUGAUCAGAAGAACCGGAAACAUUAUAAACCAUUUGCAUACCCUGAUGAUGUGCAUUCUAUGGGGACAUGUACAAUUAUUUUUUUAAACUAUUUUCUUGAGAAUGAGGUUGGGGAUCCUUGUAUUUUACUUUGUUCUUGUAGCUUUUUUCAUCUUUCAUUGCUAUGUAAUGUUGGAAAUUCGUGACAAUGUCGGUAACUAUUUCUUGCAAUACCAUGCUCUUCCAAAGCCUUAUUUA
This is a messenger RNA of Lycium ferocissimum, 3651 nucleotides long. RefSeq lists its product as uncharacterized. Lineage: Eukaryota; Viridiplantae; Streptophyta; Magnoliopsida; Solanales; Solanaceae. Gene Ontology annotation, molecular function: protein binding; metal ion binding. The transcript is spliced from 3 exons. Bases 141 to 3266 code for a protein of 1041 amino acids. The record is from RefSeq and is a predicted model, not a curated record.